AUGGUCAGAGAAGUGACUGUGGGCAGACACAGGAUCCAGGAUGGCGACAAGGGGGCAGCAGAGGAGCGGGAGACUAGAGACAGAGGGGCAGAAAGAAGGGGAACGAACUGGCUGAUUGAAAUUCUCUGCCUGAUUUCCUCCAAGGGGGAUCCCACAUGGAUCCAAUCUGUGCCCAUUUGGGAACGCUCACCCUGGGUAGAGACUGAACCCGGGUAUAAUUCACUGAAGGAUAAGGAAGGCCCUCGCCUCAUCAGCUCCCACCUCCCCAUCCAACUCAUCCCCAAGUCUCUCUUCAGUUCCAAAGCCAAGGUGAUUUACCUCAUCAGAAAUCCCAGAGAUAUUCUUGUGUCUGGUUACUUUUCCUGGAGUACUUCAAGUUUUGCUAAGAAACCGUCACUGGAAGACUAUUUUGAAUGGUUCAUCCAAGGAAAUGUACCAUAUGGAUCCUGGUUUGACCACACUUGUGGCUGGAUGUCCAUGAAAGGGAAGGAGAACUUCCUGAUACUGAGUUAUGAAGAGCUGAGAUGGGACACAAGAAGCGCUGUAGAGAAGAUCUGCCAAUUCCUGGGCAAGAAACUAGAACCAGAAGAACUGAACUCCCUCCUCAAGAAUAGCUCCUUCCAGGUCAUGAAAGAAAACAAGAUGUCCAAUUAUUCCCUCCUGCGUGGUCAGUAUUUAGAUGAGGAGAAUGGAUCACUUCUGAGAAAAGGCAUUUCUGGGGACUGGAAAAAUUACUUCACGGUGGCCCAAGCUGAAGCCUUUGAUAAAAUAUUCCAGGAGAAGAUGGGAGAUCUUCCUCGAGAGCUGUUCCCAUGGGAAUAAUGUUCAAAAACUUCUGGAUCUACUAUGAAUAUUGAUAUUUGUUUUCCUGUCCUUGUAUAUGUGCAUGACAGGAGGUAGUUGCAUAAAACCUGUAUUUCAUCCUGGA
Messenger RNA from Ceratotherium simum simum (southern white rhinoceros), 928 nucleotides. Lineage: Eukaryota; Metazoa; Chordata; Mammalia; Perissodactyla; Rhinocerotidae. The record is from RefSeq and is a predicted model, not a curated record.